Molecule: messenger RNA, 1524 nt
Organism: Salvia miltiorrhiza (redroot sage)
Lineage: Eukaryota; Viridiplantae; Streptophyta; Magnoliopsida; Lamiales; Lamiaceae
Product: heterogeneous nuclear ribonucleoprotein 1-like
Exons: 7
Coding region: 228-1379 (383 amino acids)
Biological process (GO): regulation of gene expression
Cellular component (GO): nucleoplasm
Molecular function (GO): RNA binding
Source: RefSeq, a predicted model, not a curated record
ACGUUGUCGUUUCUGGAUAUUUUACGUUGCAAAAUCCCCUAGAAGAAAGUUCCGUCUUCAGACAACCAAAUUCUCUAAUCACGAAGGGGGCAAAAGCUAGGGUUUCACAUUCCUCAACAAAUUUAAUUCGGCAGCUCAGCCUCUGAAUCGUCACCUUACCGAAAAUUGUGGCUAGCUAUAAGUUUAGGUGCUUCCUUUUCUUAUCGUGGUAGGUAGAACCAUCAGCGAUGGAUUACAGCGGCGCUCCACGGAACGGUGCCGGUUAUGGCGAAGAGCCGCCGCAUUAUGGAGGAAUUUAUGAAGCAGAAGGGGGAAACUACGGUUCGAAUGAUAAUAUAGAUGUUAGUACAAGAUUAAAGCAUGAUUCUUCGUCGUCUGAAGGAAAGCUUUUCGUUGGAGGCAUUGCUUGGGAGACGCCAAAAGAAUCACUGAGCUUGUACUUCAGUAGAUAUGGAGAAAUUACAAAUUGUGUCAUAAUGUAUGAUAAAACCUCUGGGAGACCACGGGGUUUUGGAUUUGUGACAUUUGCGGAUCCGGAGGUUGCUGAAAAGGUUUUAGAGGAAAACCAUGUAAUUGAUGGAAGAGCGGUAGAAGUAAAGAGAACUGUUCCCAGAGAGAAUGUGCAAGUUCGUGGUGGAGGUUCAGGGACAAAGAAAAUUUUUGUGGGCGGUCUUCCAGUGACACUGACUGAAGAUGAUUUGAGAGAGUACUUUUCUUCUUAUGGUAAUGUUGUUGGCCACCAAAUUAUGCUGGAUCGAGAGACUGGUCGAUCUCGUGGCUUUGGCUUUGUAACUUUUGAUAGUGAAGACGGUGUUGAAAGAGUACUCUCAAAUGGUCGAAUGCAUGAACUUGGAGGAAAGCAAGUUGAGAUAAAGAGGGCUGAACCAAAAAGAUCUGGUUUUGAUAAUUCGAGUCAAAGCCGGCCUCGCCAUGGUGGCAGUAGUUCAAAUCCUCCCGGUAACUCUGUUGAUGUUUCAGAGGGUUAUGCAGGUGGCUAUGGUGGUAAGAUGGGCGGAGCCUAUGGUGGCUACGGUGGUUAUGGAAAUAUGGCUGGGAAUUAUGCCGGUGGGGCUUUAGGGUUUUAUCCAGGGUACGGUGGGUACGGUUAUGGUUAUGGAUCCGGUGGCCCAUUCUAUAGUGGUGGUGCAUAUGGUGGUGGCGGAUUCGGGGUUCCUGUGGGUUAUAACCGAACUGCUGGUUAUGGCAUGCAUAAUGGAUACAGUGGUGGCGGCGGCGGCGGCGACGAUGAAGGCUUUGAAAGCAAUGGCAAUGAUGGAGCGAAUGGUGCUGCAAAUGGCGCCGGCGGUGAAUACGGCGGCGGUAGAGGGUAUGGCAACGGUGAUGCAAAAAAUGGGAGGUUUCAUCCCUACCGGAAGUGAGACUAAAUAUGCAGCUUGAUUUCUUGAAUGGAUAUUUGAUAUUCUACAGAUGGUUCUUACUAGAAAUGUUCAAAUAUUUAUAUUUUGUUGUUUUAAAUGUGCUUAAGGGAUAUUGUUUACAUUGUAUAAAUUGCUGUGUUAUAUA